Parascedosporium putredinis is the source of this 1170-nucleotide messenger RNA. NCBI's taxonomy places the organism in Eukaryota, Fungi, Ascomycota, Sordariomycetes, Microascales, Microascaceae. The record is from the annotation of a GenBank genome assembly.
AUGUCGGCGGGGCAGGUGAGGCCGUGCAAGUUGGAGACGGGAUGGCGCAGGAUUGUGCGAAACUUCACACCUUCAUGGUUCGCCGUGAACAUGGGCACGGGCAUCGUCUCGAUUCUGUUGCACGAGUUCCCGUACAAUGCCCAGUGGCUGCAGUACGUGUCCGAGGUCAUCUUUGGCCUCAACGUCUUGCUGUUUACGGUAUUCUUGGGGUUGACGGUCUCUCGAUACGUGCUGUACCCGGAGAUCUGGGUGGCCAUGAUUGCGCAUCCGGGACAGUCUCUGUUUUUGGGAUGCUUUCCCAUGGCGCUGGCAACCAUCAUCAACAUGAUGAUUCUCAGCUGUAAGCACUGGGGCGACUGGCUCAUCUACACCGCGUGGGCGCUCUGGUGGGUCGACGUCUGGUUCUCCAUCGCCACCUGCAUCAGCAUGCCCUUCAUCGUCAUGCACCGCCACCGGCCCAACCUCGAAAACAUCACCGCCGCCCUCCUCCUCCCCAUCGUCCCCUCCAUCGUCGCGUCCGCCUCGGGCGGCAUCGUCGCCGAAGCCCUCCCCAACGUCGGCCACGCCGUCACCACCCUCGUCACCUCGUACAUCCUCUGGGGCAUCGGCGAGUUCUUCACCGCCUGCGUCCUCGCGCUCUACUUCCACCGCCUCACCAUCCACUCCACCCCGCCCAAGGAGGUCAUCGUCUCCGUGUUUUUGCCCAUCGGGCCCCUCGGCCAGGGCGGCUUCGGCAUCCAGCAGCUCGGCAAGGUCGCCGCCCUCGUGUUGCCCCAGACUUCCAUGUUCAAUGUUAUUGAGAAUGGGGGCACGCGCGCGGGUGACACGCUCUACGUGCUGGGCGUGUUCUUGGCCGUUACGAUGUGGGGCUUCGGGCUCGUGUGGAUGUCGCUCGCCUUCACUACCAUCUUUACGAUGAAGAAGUUUCCCUUCAACAUGGGUUGGUGGGGGUUCACUUUCCCGCUGGGCGUCUUGGGGACUUGUACGGGUGCGCUGGCCGAGAAUCUCGAUAGCGAGUUCUUCAAGGUCACCAAUGCGAUCCUUUCUCUCGUCGUGGUAAUACUGUGGCUCAUGGUGAGCGUUAGGACCAUCAAGUUGGCCUUGACGGGCGAGAUGUUCCAUGCGCCUUGCCUCCAGACCAUCAAGAAGUGCCAACAGCAGCAGCAGUAA